CGAGAGGAGCUUUGGGUGCGCUGAAACUUAACCAAAACGCGUGUUUUGGGCAAAAUACGGGCAUGGAAGAAUUACGACCGUAAUUCAGCCCGUAAUUCGACCAGAAUCGGGUUUUUGAGGCCAAUUUCGAGCCAAGAGAGAGGGAGAGCUGGGUUUUGGAUCCCAAACACCCAAGGGACGAACCCUAGAGAGAGAGAGCGACUUGGGAACAUUCUUGGAGCUAUUUUGGAGGAUUUCUUCGCCAUUGGAGCUCGGGAAUCAAGCUUGGAGAUGGAGAUUGAAGAUCUAGAUCAGAUUUCUGCAGUCUCUCUCUUCUCUAUGGAGUAACUUCCCUUCACUUAGGUUUUGAGGAACCCUAGUUCCAUGAGUUAGGAUCUUUCUUGUAUGAAGUUUUGGAUGCUAUAUUGUUUGAUUAUAAUCGAAUGAUGCAUGUUUAUUGAGUCAAUUGAAGUCUGAUCAACUUUUCCUGAUUUCUGCUUCAACCUAAGAUAGAUAGAAUCUGAUUAGGUUGCUAGAGCCUCAUCAUUCGGUAGUAGGAGAUUGGCUAUACGAGAGUUAGCCAGUUUACUGCUUUGCACUGGAAUCCAAUUCCAGUAGUGGAGUUCUGUGCUAAUUGCUUCAGCUUUCUAUCCCGGUGAAGACUAGUCGUCUGCCGGAUAGUUAGACUGAGAGGGCUUGGUCAGCUUAAGAGAUUCCAAGCUACUGUCGGAUCUUCCGCAGUUUAAUCAACAGUAAAACAACCAGAGGUAAUUGAAACUUGGACCUAAUUAAGGAGCUAGGGGGAAUCAUACCUAAGUGAGUUCCCAAACUGUAAUUAGUAGUUUUACUUAGUUUAGUUAGUAGAAUAGUUUAGUUAAUCAAUCCUUAAUCUAAUUUGCUAGAUAAUGAACUGAAGUUGAGUAAUAGUAACUCUAGAGACCCGUGGAUUCGAUACUUAUUACUUGUGCCACUAUACUGCAGUCCCUUUCAUUGGUUACACUUGGCCAUUGUUAGGUGUUGUGUUUUAGCGCAUCACAUUCGCUCACCUUUAGUCGAUUUUAUCUAACCUUUUUCUUUUGCGGGCUUUAUUUGUUGUUGAUUUCCAUCGUGGUUCAUUUUUCUAUUCUUUUAUGUUCAGUUUCUUAUUGUUCCUUUUUUGUUGUGUUUCAUUUUUUGUUUUGUUCUUUGUAUUCUAUUCUCCAUGUUUGAAUUACAGGCAUGUCGCACUAAUGUUACCCUUUGGAAACCCCACAUUCGAUGUUCUCCUACUAUUCUCUCCGCCCCUGUUAUCGGGAGACCGGGUUGCCCCUCUUCGUCCCAGGAACCCACCACCCCUAUUUUUCGCUUUUGAGUUUUCUAAUCAAACUUUCGGCUUUAGCCAUCGUCGGAUUUGCUGGUGCCACUUGCACUGUCUCCCUCCGUCGUGGCGUGCAAGUUGGUACUUUGCUCUUUCCUUCAGCUUUCAAUUUGGAAGGUGUCAUGACUGGCGCAGACUGUGACAUUAGCAGUGGUGGGAUAAGCCUUACCAUGCUUUACAUAUUCUCAUGAGAUGUGCUUUUUAGUUUGUAUUGGUGAGUGGCAGCAGGAUAAGUUGUCUCACAAAAUAAACAUGUGUUUCCUUUUGGUGUUUUUUUAAAUGAGAAUGCCCAAAGUUUCCUGCUUCGGUUUUGGGAUACCAUGGGUUGGCUCACUCUCUGUGAGAUACCUUCAUUUUUAUUGUUCAUGACAAAAACUUAGGAUUUGCUAGAAAUGAUAAGGGUUUAGCAUUAGUAUUCAUAAGACAAUUAGUGAAAAAUUAGAAUCUACAAUGUUUAGUUUAAAGUUUUGUGUUCUCAUUUGAAAUUCAGCCUGUUGUUCUCGGAGUUGAUAGGCCUAAGUUAUGUCUCAAACAUAGAUCUGAUGCAUUCAUCUUAUCAUAUCAUUAUAUAGAGUAUUCUGUUCCACAACUGAUUUCUCCUCCGGGCCUUUUUUGUUUGUUAUGUUCUUGGAAACUAAUAAAUUUCUAGGGAAAUUAAAAGCUGGCCACCAACGAAGGAUGAAUGCCUUUUGUAGAUUCUGUCAUGGUGUUUUAUUUUGCUGUGUCUAUUCUUGAUUUGAAGUUUCUCAUAGCUUCCCUACAUAAGUUUAGGUAAGGAAAAGUAGUACUCAAUUAGCUACAUAGGUACUUUUAUUAUUAUAAUAGAAUUAGACAGUGUUGCGGGUAUGAGUUUUGGUAAAGUUGUUAAGUUAUUAUUAUCUCUACAUCUUUGUAGUUUUGCCAAAUUUUGUGGCGUUCAAAAGUUGAGUUAUGUGGUUUAGUAUUGUCACUACAUUGUAUAUGUGUUUCCUGAAUCUCCAUGGCUUAAUGAGCUACAUAUAUUUCGUGUUUUUUAAUGGAUAGGGUGGUUGUGUGGAUGUAUCAAUAAGCUUUGCUCGAUACUAAAAAUAUUAAUGCCUAAAUCUCCCAUAAUAUUAGUAGUGAACAUGAAGUUGGUGACCUUGAUGCUGCCAAAUGCACCAAAAUUGAUCAAGCAAACCAUGAUAUUAUAUUGCAACAUCGUUAGUCGAGUCACUAAAGAGGAAGGUCCAUGUGAAUUCAGAAAGUGAUGCACAGAUGAUCGAGUUUUUGAAUGUUUAUUCUCAUGAAUGUUCAAUUAGGUUUAUCGAUGACUUUAUACGCAUUAUAGCUGAGUGGAUUGUGUGUUUCUCUAUACCUACACGUUUUAUUUUGCUAAGUCACUUUGUAUGAAUACUUCACCAUGUUUGUGAAUCCAUUUCUUUUUAUGCAUGGAGCAUCAUGCAAAUCAUCAUGCCUUCUAACAAUAACUAUAUAUAUACACUAUCUCUUCCCCUCUUUUAUCUAUGGCUCUAUCUUCUAAUCAAGUUGCAACACUACUACAUUACGCUACAUAUUUCCUAGCUCCUAGAAUCAGUGGCGGAUUCAGAAAAUUUUCACAGGGGUGUCCUCUUCAAAAAUUAAAUUUAAUUAUAAAUAAUUCGUAUAUUAAAAAUAUCAUACUUGUAUAAUUUUUAUAAAAUUUUUAUUAAAUAAUAAAUUAAAAUUCAUAUUUUGAAAAAAUAAUAUAAAUAAACUCCGUGUCUGCACUGUUCAAAAAAUCUACAUAUCCUACUAGACAAUACUUCACGAACUUAUCACAUAUUCGAUUUCUAACAUUGUUCUUAAUGUAGCUCAAAGUAGAAAAGACUCUUUCAACACUUGCCAUGUAACCAUAAAAUCAAUUCAAAAUUAAGGGUAGCGUGUACGUAGUUUAAUUAUUAGGUAUUGAAAAUAGUUGGGGAUAAAGAAAUAGCGUUAAACUGU
Molecule: messenger RNA, 3280 nt
Organism: Linum trigynum
Lineage: Eukaryota; Viridiplantae; Streptophyta; Magnoliopsida; Malpighiales; Linaceae
Source: the annotation of a GenBank genome assembly